Molecule: messenger RNA, 2232 nt
Organism: Trypanosoma grayi
Lineage: Eukaryota; Euglenozoa; Kinetoplastea; Trypanosomatida; Trypanosomatidae
Product: kelch repeat-containing protein
Exons: 1
Coding region: 1-2232 (743 amino acids)
Molecular function (GO): protein binding
Source: RefSeq, a predicted model, not a curated record
AUGGGGAAGGGCCGCGACAAGCGUAAGAAGCACGAGGACCCGGAGAAGGCGGUGAAGCGGGCCACCCGGCAGGUUCACAAGCGCGCCAAAGGGAAGCACCAGCAGGGGUGCGAAGGUGGCGACGGGGCUACAGGCUUUAACAACGAGGAGGCACCAGAAGUCACGCUGAACCGCAUUCGCAAGCUGGAGAGCAAGACGCGCACAACAACGGAGGAGGAGAACAUUCAGCCGCCAAGCCCACGCGCAAACGUCGUAUUUGCGCCACACCCAGAGCGGGAUCAUGAGCUCCUCGUCUUUGGCGGGGAGUGCUGGGACGGCGAGAAGACUGUUGCUUAUAAUGAUCUCUACUUCUACCAUACGAAGCGCAGUGCGUGGUCACGUCUCGUGACCGCGGUGAACCCGCCGCCGCGAAGCAGCAGCCAGGGCGUCGUGUACAAGCACUACUUCCUCAUAUGCGGUGGGGAGUUUGUGUCGCAGUCACAAUCACAAUUCCUACACUUCAAGGACGUUUGGCGCUUUGAUGCACGAAAGUAUGAGUGGGAAGAGCUGAAGACCCUCAAGGGCGGCCCCUCCUCGCGCAGCGGUCACCGCAUGUGCCUCUGGCGUCGUAGCGCUGUUCUCUUUGGUGGGUUCUACGACAACGCGCAGGAGUGUCAUUACUACAACGACUUGUGGGUGCUGUCACAUUUGGAUGGUGCAGGUAAAUGGACAGCGAUCAAGACUUCGCCGUAUGCCGAAUCACCACAACCGCGCAGUGGACACUGCAUGGCGGUUCACAAUGACACGCUGUUCGUUUUCGGCGGCUUCUCCACGGAGAAGUUCAACCGCUUUAAAAAGUCGCAGGCGACGGUGCACCACGACCUCUGGACAAUCAAACUGCAGCAGUCCAGCGACGACAACGACAACGCCGACAACUUUGCCGUGUGGACCAAAGUACGGCUUGGCGGCAUUCCUCCACCCAUUCGAUGCGGUGUGAGCUGCGCGUUCAAGGACAAGAAGAUGUAUCUCUUCGGUGGCGUAGUGGACAUCGAAUCGCCCGGUGGAAAGGUUGUGUCAAGCUUCAACAAUGACCUUUUCAUUUUCCACAUGGACACGAAGCGCUUCUACCCAGUUGUACUGCGCGCCAAAAAGACGACAAAGGCGAGUACCGCCGUGCAGGGCGACCUGCAGGCAGAGCUUAGAGCCCUCCACCUGCAGCACCUCGCCGAAGAUGGCUCCGCCAGCGAUGAUGAAGAUGCCGACGAGGAAGAGGAUGACGAUGACGGCAGCAGUGAGCUUGGCGAGAAUGAGGCGGCGGUGGACAGCACCCAGCUAAAGGAAAGCUUCUCAGUGAACCAGCGUGGGCAGAUUUACCCACACCGCCGCAUGAACGCCUCGACAAUAAUCGUGGGCAAUACACUCUACAUUUUUGGUGGGCAGUUCGAGUGCGGCGCGCGAGAGGUAACUAUGGCGGAUCUCUUCGCGCUCAACCUCAACACAUGCGACUCGUACCGUGUGCUGCUCUCGCAGGACCUUUCGGCGGCGGUGUGGCUGGGCAAAGAGGCGGAGGCGAGCGACGCCGGCUCGUGGGAGAGCGGCAGCACCGUCGUCAGUGCGGCGUUCGACCUCGACUACGACGAGGAUGACUUGGACGACGAUGACGAGGUGGUGGACGGCGGUGUCGAUCUGGGACGAAUUCCGCGCGAGCUGCAGGAGGGCGACGACGGCGAUGAGGCGCCGCUGGCGAUUCCUGCCGAACUUAACGCCGCCGUGACGCUCAGCCGCGAGGUAGUGGACGGCAUCACAACUGUUAAGGGCAAGAAGGGCCUGAAGGUCCACAAGGAGCAGUUGCUGGCGCAGCUCAGCGCCGGCUUCUCAGUGCCGACUCCACUCAAGGAGGAGAAUGCCGCGGAAUUCUUCACGCGCACCACGCCGUUUUGGUUGUCGAUGGCGAAGGAGUCGUUGGAAGACGGUGGCAGCACGAAACGUCAGUCGGAGCGACGCAUUCAGAAGCUGGCGGGGCAAUUUUCCCAGCGACGGUAUAACGAGGCGAAAAAGCUGCUCGAGCAGUUGCGCCUCGUGGAGGAGCGUGAGGAGGAGGAGGCGCGCUUCUUUCGCGAGCGCCGCGAGCAGAAGGAGAGGGAAUGGGAGGCGUAUGAGCAGCAGCUUGCGGCUGAGGACGAGGAAAAGGAGGAAGAGGCGGGCGAAGGUGAAGGUGGAAAAGAGGACAUAAAAGACGACGUCGAAGAGUGA